Messenger RNA from Astyanax mexicanus (Mexican tetra), 6579 nucleotides. It is a transcript of the gene shkbp1, whose product is annotated as SH3KBP1 binding protein 1. Bases 152 to 2650 code for a protein of 832 amino acids. Lineage: Eukaryota; Metazoa; Chordata; Actinopteri; Characiformes; Acestrorhamphidae. The transcript has 18 exons. The record is from RefSeq and is a predicted model, not a curated record. Gene Ontology annotation, biological process: protein homooligomerization. Gene Ontology annotation, molecular function: protein binding.
UGCGCUGAGAGCGGAAGAGCGCCGGGAGCUGGGCUGUUUGGGAGCUUUUACUGUUUAUAUAUCAUUAAUUUAUAGAUUUAUAUAAUAAUUAAAACCCUUAUAUAAUAUAUAACCUCUUAUUAAGGAUGAUCUGCCUGUAACCGAGCGGGAAAUGGCGCGAGCGGGCGGAGAAAUCAUUCAUUUAAACGUUGGAGGAAAAAGGUUCAGUACAUCCAAGCAGACUCUGACAUGGGUUCCUGACUCCUUUUUUUCAAGCCUCCUGAGUGGACGGAUAUCCACACUAAAGGAUGAAACUGGAGCGAUCUUCAUUGAUCGAGAUCCUUCUUUGUUUGCACCCAUUCUGAACUUUCUGCGCACUAAAGAACUGCACCCCAGGUCUAUAGAUGUGCAUUUGUUGAUGCAUGAAGCUGAGUUCUAUGGAAUCACUCCAUUAGUGCGAAAGCUACAGUUGUGUGAUGAACUAGACCGAUCAUCAUGCGGCAACGUGCUGUUCAACGGAUACCUGCCCCCUGCAGUGUAUCCAGCAAAACGCAGGAACAGGCACAGUGUGGCAGGCCCUCAGUAUAUGGGCGGUCGUUCUGCACAGUUGGAGCGAGCACCAGUCAGACGCAGUAACACCAUGCCACCCAAUCUGGGCAACUCAGGCAUACUGGGCAAAGCUGUAACAGAGGAGAGAGUAACAGGUCAUGGUCCAGAUCCUGGAAUGGUGCGUAUCGUCUGUGGGCACCACAACUGGAUUGCUGUGGCCUACGCACAGUUUGUGGUCUGUUACAGGGUAAAAGAGUCGACGGGUUGGCAGCAGGUGUUUACUAGCCCCAGGCUGGACUGGGUCAUCGACAGGGUGGCACUCAACGCUAAGGUCAUGGGUGGCUCAUUGGGCGACAAUGAUAAGAUGGUUGCUGUGGCAUCAGGCACUGAGAUCAUAUUAUGGGCUAUCUGUCCUGAUGGAAAUGGCAAUGAGAUUGGUGUGUUCAGCCUCAAUGUGCCGGUGGAGGCUCUGUUCUUCGUGGGGAAUCAGCUGAUUGCCACCAGCCACACAGGGAAAGUAGGAGUGUGGAACGCUGUAACCAAACACUGGCAGAAUCAGGAUGUGGUUCCUAUAAACAGCUACGACACGGCCGGCUCCUUCCUCAUCCUGGGCUGCAAUAAUGGGUCCAUUUACUACAUAGACGUACAGAAGUUUCCACUCCGGAUGAAGGAUAAUGACCUGUUGGUGACGGAGUUGUAUCGAGAUCCAAGCGAGGAUGCCAUCACAGCCCUCAGCGUCUACCUCACACCCAAAACAAGUGACAGUGGGAACUGGAUUGAGAUAGCGUAUGGCACUAGUUCAGGUACAGUGCGUGUGAUCGUGCAGCACCCGGAGACGGUGGGCUCUGGACCUCAGCUCUUUCAGACCUUCUCUGUUCAUCGCAGCCCUGUUACCAAAAUCAUGCUGUCAGAGAAACACCUCAUCUCAGUGUGUGCAGACAACAACCAUGUGCGCACCUGGACUGUCACGCGUUUCCGAGGCAUGAUCUCCACCCAGCCCGGAUCCACCCCCCUCACUUCCUUCAAAAUCCUCUCCCUGGACGAUAUCGACGGGCACGGGGGCUGCGCUGCAGGAACUGAGAUCGGUCCUUAUGGAGAGCGAGAUGAGCAGCAGGUGUUUAUUCAGCGUGUGGUUCCUGACACUGAUAAACUCUACGUGCGUCUCUCCUCCAAUGGCAAGAGGGUGUGUGAAGUGCGCUCUGUGGACGGCACCUCCAUCACUUCGUUUGUGGUGCACGAGUGUGAGGGGUCCAGCCGCAUCGGCUCCCGACCACGCCGGUACCUGUUCAGUGGCCACAGCAACGGCAGCAUCCAGAUGUGGGACCUGACUACGGCGAUGGAGAUUGCUGGGAAAGUGGACAUCAAGGCUUUAGGAGGACCCACUGAAGAGGAGCUGUUGGAGCUGUUGGAUCAGUGUGACUUAGCUCUGACCAGAACACCGGACAUGAGUCCAGCUGCAUCUCUAACUCACUCCACCCGCAACUCCACCUGCAGUCUCCAGUCCCAGCUUAAUGAGAGCAUUCGUGGUGGUGGUGGUGUAUCUUCUGCUCGCCCUGCGAUUCCUCACACUGGAAGUCUUCCUCGUCAGGCCCCUCUUCUUCCUUUCAGCAGACCACGGGACCUGCCCGCUCACCUGGGCCUCAGCCAGUGCUCCUUGGCCAGCAGCACCAGCGGCAGUAGCAGUCCGCACCCGGCCAGAUCAGUUCUGGACCGGGACAAAGAGCGGGACACGUACCGCAGAGGCAGCUUUGUGGAGCGAUGCCAGGAGAGAGCCAAAAGCUCUGAUCUAAUUGGAGCUGAGGGAGGUAGGCGGAGUUUAGCUGUGUGUAGUGAGCUGGAGGCACGUUUGGGCCUCAGAACACACACAGCAGCAUCAGCAUCUUCAUUAGCAUCAGGAUCAGCAGCAGCAGCAUCAGCAUCAUCAGCUAGAAGACCUGUAGUUCCAAGCCCCGCCCCCUCUCCGGUAAGUCCAGUCAGAUCACAGAUGCCAGUCUCUCCGCGACGAGGCCCAACGUCACCGGUUAAUGAAGCCACACCUCCUGAGGGAGGACCCAAACCGGAAAGCCCAUCCUCUCCACCACCCACCAGCCCUAAACCACAUAUGAAUGAGACCAGCUUCUGAUUGGCUGGUUGGGAAGUGCAGCAGCAGCAUGAUGAUUGAUUGACAUUGUCAGAGCCAAGGUGGGCACUGAACACUGAAGCUCCGCCCCCCUACUUGUCCAAAAUAGUAUUGUUACUGUCAUGCAGAAACCUUGUAUCUCCAUUUUUGCUUAUUUGUAAUUUUGUUCAUGGUGUAAAUCUGCCAGAUGUUCUUUACAUUGUCUCAAGAUUUUAUGCUGAAUGGACCAAUAGAAAUGCUCCAAAAUAAAUUAAACUUAGUAUAAAUAAAUUAAAUAUUUUAACAUUGAAUUCAAUUCAAGUAAACUUAAAUGACUCUAAUACGGCCAUUUGGUAAUACAAGGUUCUUGUGUGACAUUGACAGUAUAUGAAUAAGACCAGCUUCUGAUUGGCUGCUUUGGAAGUACUACUACAGCAUGAUGGCCACUGGCAUUGGAUGAUUCAGUCACUCAUCACUGGAGCCACACCCAGGGGUUGGGCCUAAACUGAAGCACUGAUGAGACAUAUUACUAACCCUUGAGUAACAGUGGAUAGCUAAGCCAUGCCCUGAGGCGGGGCUAAUAUGGAAGCACCGCCUCCAUGAUUGCACUAAACUGUGUAAACUGAACCUGACCAGCUGUAUAUGCAGAUUGAUUGGCUGCAUUGGACAUGUCGCAUGAUUUGCAUCGCCAUUUUCGCAUCAUAAGCAGGAGGAGCAGCACCAGCAAUGCUGAUAUUAUACACUGUACAAAAAUAUGCUUUAUUUCUAACAUCAAAUUAUGUCUUCCAGAGCAAAAUAGCAAAAUAAGUUUAAUUCCUCUAACAUUAAAUGUGAAUGAAGAAUUAAUUGCUUCAUUUAAUGCAUGAAGCCACUUUGCAUUUUGGCCGCAAAUUGUUUUCUUUUAUGAAAAACUGCAUUUAAGUAUAAUUAAUAAGAUCCUAAUGCAUGUAUUUACGGAAUAGGCCGCUCUAUAGAGUGAAGGCAGAUGUACAUAUCAUGAUGUUGCACAGUAAAAAAAAAAAAAAAAAAAGAGAGAGAUGCAUUAACUGGUGUGUCUUUAGUUUGAAUAGCCUUUUGUUCUUUAGGCUGUUAAGCUGAAGGCGUUUUUCUUCAUUUGUUAUAGACAAUUUAUACCCAGACUGUAGCCUAUGCAUUCCCUAUGCUGUAGAGUGAUAUGCAUCUCCCGCUCUGCGAGAUGUACGUUGCGGACAGAAGCCGCUGUGAUUGGUCCAGCAAGCUGCCCACACAUUCCGCCCUUUAUGGUCUAAGCUGAGGAACAACGCAGGGUCGUGGACACACUAAUGCAAAGAAAUAUCUCAGCUCACUUUAGAUUGAUGCUGUACAAACACAGUCCAAAAUGCUGGACUGUUCCUUAAAUAGCUGAGAUAUGAAGGUCAGAAAAAGAAGCAGUAAGUGCUGGAGUUAAAAGGCUCAUAUCAUAAAACAUGAGUUUAAUGUGGCAUUUCAACUUUGUUAAAGGAGAACUCCACUGUAAAAUGGACUUUUAGUGUAGUAAAACAUGAUAAAAAGUACUUACCUUUGAUGAAUAGCACACCUUCAUUCUCCCACAGCGUUCAGAGAUCCAGAAAUUUUAACAGUUUGUCUAAACACCCUUCAGACUGGAGGACAUGGGGCAUAAUUUGCCCAGAUAAAUUUCUUCUAAUAUCAAAGCUCAAAGUAGCUCAAAAAAACCCUGACAUUUAAAACGAGGCAUUAAUAACUUAAAAAGCGCACCAGAAGCUUAUUUAAAACGUUUUUCAAGUAGGUGUGGAGCUACUUCGAGCUGGAUAACGGUGGAAAAAGUGAUUUAUCAGGGUCUGAAGGGUGUUUAGACAAACUGUUAAAAUUUCUGAAUCUCAGAACGCUGUGGGAGGUGUGCUCUUCAUCAAAGUUAAUUACUUUUUAUCAUCUUUUACUACACUAAAAGUACAUUUUACACCAGAGUUCUCCUUUAAUGUUUAAAAUUUAUUCCCCUGUCCGUAUUAACAAGUUAGGCUGAAGCUGAUAUAUCCCCACCCAUUCAGCCUACAGCAGUUUAGCUCCACCCAUUUAGAUCCACCAUCUAUCCCCAGACUGCUCUUUUAUUGAGGCCCCAAAACAACAAGUUUUCAUAUACAUAUCAGUUUUAAACAUGUAAAAAAAAUUAAGAAUGUAUCUGUUUUUGUGCAUUACUGGGACAAGUGAAAUGUAGGAUACGGGCUCUAUAAUGCUAACAUAUGAUGAUAGAUGCUGAUAAAUGGAGUUCUGAGUGCAUUUCAUUUUCUAUCCAAUUUUUUUAAAAUGGUCAGCACUGUUACACCAACACUGAACUGUAUCGGCCUGUAUUAGAUACACAGGAAAUAAACUGUUGUUACCUGCAUCACCUUUGUGCUGGUUACAGUGGGUGGGGUGUGGAGGUUGUUCUGCAGGUAGCUGCUUUUAGUAACACUGUUGAGCCUUAGAAGGGAAACAUGGCGACAUCUCACUCACUUUGAGUACGUAUUCUUACUAGUGUUGCUUAAAGCAUUUUAUAAUCCCAUGCAUCUUAUAUAUGAAAAUAGACCGAAAAAUAGUGAUUCAUUGACAGUGCGACUUAUAUUCUGUUGCGCCUUAUAGUCUGAAAAAUAUGGUAAUUUACAAAUAAAACAAAAAAUCUUUUUUUUUUUGAUUGGGAAAAAAACUACAAUUACCAGUUUAAUUUGAAAGCAGUAUAUAAAGUCUUGGCAGGCAGUGUAGUGCUGAGGUUAAUUUCUAACAGUAUACAGAGGGUGCUGUACACUAAAGUGGGGGGUUGGGUGGUGGUGUGUAUUAGCUGUGUUGUGAUUUGAAACAUUCUUCUUUAUUAACACCUGUUGUUGCAAUGUUAAAUACCAGCCUGCCCCCAUGAGCUGUUAUCUUAGAUGGCUUUGGUCUCAUCAAAUCAGCAGCAGCAGCACGCGUCACAACUGGGGGCUUAUCUUCAAAGGGAAGAGCAACCGAAGUUUUAAAAUCCUAAAAGCUAGAAAACAAAAGAUAUUCAGAGUGGGUCUGGUGAAAAAUUCUGUGCAAAAUGCUUAGUAUUGUUCUGAAUAUAAAAUAGUUUUUACACCACAUGGUUAUGAAUACACUGUCUGAUACUGGAGACACUGUUUUACUGUGAGUUCUGAGAAGAUUUUGGGUGAAAAAAAGUGUUUAAAAUCACAUAUCAUUUCAUUAAAGUGGUGGAGGGGUCAGUGCAGGGUGUAGUGUGACAAAAAAAAACUUUUUUUUUUCUAGAAACUUUACCACUAUUUUAUCAACAGCAUUUUAUAUGCACUGGGAGGGCUGGAUAGUGAAUACAAUAUAAUAAAAUGGCUAUGAUUCACCACCACUGUGUUAAAUAAAAAAAAGAAAUGCAAUUUUCACAGCAAAAUUCCCACUCUCUAAAUGUGUUCAUCCCCAGCAGUGUUAUGCAGAUCAUUUUGAAACAUCAGUGAAAGUUUAUAUAUUAUAUAUUUAACUUGUUUACUGCAGUAGAAGAAAUAUUGUUUAUUAUGAGGAAUGCUUUUGCCGACCUGUAUCAUAUAAAUACUGAAAGCUGUAUGCAUUUUUUACCAUAGAUGCAUUUGAUAUGUAUUGAAUUUAAUAUUUCUUUUGUAUUCAUAUUUUUUCAUUCUUUUGUUUUCCAUUGGUUUCCAUGCAAAAGAAAUAUGAAUAUGAUGUUUGUUCAUUUUGAUACAUUUCAUUUUGACAAAUGAUUGACUAAUACUAAAAAUAUAUAAAUAUAUAACAUGUAUAUAAACAGUACCAUGUGAAGCAAUUUUUUGUGAAUAUUUGUUUUUUUAAAAGAUGCCUUUUUUAAACUCCUUAACUUUGCUUUUGUAUGGGAUCAACAACACGAAACAAAUGAUUAACAAAGACACACAAAUCAAAAUUGCAAAAAUAGUUUAUUUACGUAUAAAUAGCCAAAAUGCAAAGCAUAUUUUAUAAAUAAAUAAAACAAAAUAAAUAGUAAA